UCGUCUCAAGCAACAGCCUCCCUGACGGAGGUCACAGGGCUUCAGGGGCAGGAAGUGCUUCACGCUCUUGGAAGGAUCAUGGCCUGUAAAAUGCUUCAAGCGGCCCUGUGUUCAACAUUGCUUAUAGGAGUACUGGGAGCACCAUUUUUACUGGAGGACCCAGCAAACCAGUUCCUACGUCUCAAAAGACACAUAUAUUUGCAGGAUUACUGGAAGCCAGAUCACAGUCCGAAUACGUGGGGAAACACGCUGGUUGACCAGGCUCAUGAAACAUGGACUGCUUUGAAAACGACAGCACAGUAUUAUCUGAAUCUGAGUACUUUCACCCUUGACAUGUCUACUGCCCAGUAAAUGUACCUCGCUGGUUAAGCCAGGAUAACAAGAAUAGUGGGACCCAAAAAGUGGCGAUGGACCCCAACCACCAGCUUUGGCAAAUCCACACCUCUUACUAUAUUAUUUAUGUCUGCCUCAUGGAGUUGUUGAAAGGAGUAAAUAUGGAAAUCCACACUGAUCCCUCGAAUUAGAAGUUCUCAAUAAAUGGUAGCUCUUGAAAUGA
Molecule: messenger RNA, 556 nt
Organism: Cervus elaphus (red deer)
Lineage: Eukaryota; Metazoa; Chordata; Mammalia; Artiodactyla; Cervidae
Gene: C31H3orf85
Product: chromosome 31 C3orf85 homolog
Exons: 4
Coding region: 79-351 (90 amino acids)
Source: RefSeq, a predicted model, not a curated record